Molecule: messenger RNA, 1384 nt
Organism: Rubroshorea leprosula
Lineage: Eukaryota; Viridiplantae; Streptophyta; Magnoliopsida; Malvales; Dipterocarpaceae
Source: the annotation of a GenBank genome assembly
UUUGUCUCGCUAAUUCCUUUUUUGAUUAUUCACAGGGGCAACCCUUUGGUAGGUAUUAAAUAUGAGUCUAGGAGUUUCAAUUAUCAAUUGACUAGUUUCUAAUGCGUAGCUCAGCUCAGGUAUAUAUGUCUGUUGAUAUGCUUCUGAUGAGAUGUCUAUCUUCCUUAAUUGGAUGCUAAUUCCUUUUUAAAUUAUUCAUUCAUAGGGAGCAAGCACCUGAAUGGAUUUCCUGAGUCAUCCAUUGAAUAUCAAUGUGGUCAAGCUGUGUCCACUUUCUAAUGCCCAGCCCAGGCUGCAUCUCUUACCAUCUCAAACCUAUUUCUUCAACUCAGCAACAUUUACAGCUGAGGAAAACAAAAAAAUUGGGACUCACACUCACUUCAAUCCAAUGCAAUCUCUGUUGUAAUUUGUUGUUUUGUGCUAUGGAUGAACUUUGUUUAAUUAAUGAUUGUUUAAGUAAUAUUUGUUUUAUUUUAUGUUGUAAUAAGCAGUAAAACAGACUUGAGAAAUUUCUUGUUUUAUGUUUUGUGACUGUUAACUAUAUCAACUUCAACAUUGUAAUUUCUUUAAUCACAUUAUUGUUUAACUCUUGUGGCAAUUGAACCCACAUAUAUAUAUGUAGGCCACAGCAGACACUAGCUAUGUAUGUAUACAAUUAUAUACAAUUAUAUGAAUUUCUCUCAUAUUUAUUUGACCUAUCAAUUUAGUUAAACUCUUUUGUGGAUAACUUGACAGUCUAUGUAACUUACUUUUAGAUUUUUUGCAGCCAACACACCCAUAUUUGGAGAUCAACAAUUAUUUUCAAGUCCAAAAUAGUAAGCCGAAUUUAGAAUGAUUCAAUGUGCUUUCUUGCCUCUGGCUGCCUCUACACUAGUAAUUAGUUGAUUCUGUUUUUCUCAUCCAAAUAUCAAGUGGUUUUAAAGGAUUUGAUAUUGUCUUUUCACCAAAGUGCUCCUCAAUUCAUAUUAUGGUUCUUAUUUGUUUAUCUAAAUGUCAUUACUAUGUUUUCUCUGGAUCACACAACCUAUUGAACCAUGUUGCAAGGCUCUUACAUACUGCUUCUCUGAAGCUGAGCCUUAGUGCUCAACAUCUGACUUAAUGGAGUUUAUGUGAAUUGGAUAUAUAUGAGUUGGUAUAGUUGGCUUAUUGUUCAACUCUUGCAGCCGUUCAACCUAUACAUAGGCCAUAACAGACCCAAGGUAUGAAUUUCUUUCAUAUUUGAUAUAUUGAUUUUGUUAAAAACUUUCGUGGCUAACUUGAGCGUCUUAAGUUCCCUGGUAGAGCACACUUCUGCAGCCCUUCACUGUCUUUCCUCCUGCUUUCAGAUUGUGCUUUCUUCUGUAAUAGCUGCCUCUACCUUCCUAUUCUACACUGGUAAAUUUUC